Colletotrichum navitas is the source of this 216-nucleotide messenger RNA. RefSeq lists its product as uncharacterized. Bases 1 to 216 code for a protein of 71 amino acids. Lineage: Eukaryota; Fungi; Ascomycota; Sordariomycetes; Glomerellales; Glomerellaceae. The transcript has 2 exons. The record is from RefSeq and is a predicted model, not a curated record.
AUGCUGGAGCUCCCAGUCAUCAACGACGAUAUCAUCAAGGCCAUCGAUGACAACAAGGGGAAUUUUAUCUCUAAAAUCGUCGAGGCCUAUCUGGUGGCCAGACAAUCCUACGUUACAACUAACGAGGAAGGCAAGUUGGGCUUGACCAUUGGCACAGACAAGAUCAAGACAGCUGAAGUCAUGGCCAAGGAGAUGGAAUCUAUGGACUUCGACUAA